Messenger RNA from Arabidopsis lyrata subsp. lyrata, 1526 nucleotides. Its product is annotated as protein XAP5 CIRCADIAN TIMEKEEPER. The record is from RefSeq and is a predicted model, not a curated record. Gene Ontology annotation, biological process: chromatin organization. The transcript is spliced from 12 exons. Gene Ontology annotation, cellular component: nucleus. NCBI's taxonomy places the organism in Eukaryota, Viridiplantae, Streptophyta, Magnoliopsida, Brassicales, Brassicaceae. Bases 258 to 1271 code for a protein of 337 amino acids.
CAAUAGAAAUAAUCAAUUGAUUGGGUAAAAUCAACCUAAAAGUAGAUUGUGUUUGAGAUAAGCCCAAUAUCUGGGCCAAUAAUAUUAUUUAAAGGCCCAUAAGAAAACAUAAAAAGCCCAAAACGAAACACAGCGUAUAUUGCUUUGCUUGCAUAAAAGAGCUCUCUAUCUCUCUCAACAGUCAACAAUGGCGGUCGGAAGAAUCUUGUGAAAUUCCGAUUCCGAUUUUGAGCCAAAGGAAGCCGGAGAAAGAAAAUAUGUCGGGUAUGGGUGACGGCUACGUUGGUACGGCUCAAGAUGCGGUGAGGAUACGGCGGCUUCAGAAGCAAAGAGAGGCCGAGCGCAAAAAAAUCCAAGACCUCAAGAGCAAGUCUGCUUCCGGCAAAGACCAAUCUGGUCUUCUCCAAUUCGGCACCAGCUCUUGCGAGAUUCUUGACACUGCUUUCAAGAAGGAAACAGUGGGUUUAGUUACAAGAGAGGAGUAUGUGGAGAAGAGGGUUAAUAUUCGUAAUAAGUUCGAGGAAGAAGAGAAGGAGAAACUGCAGAAGCUACAGCAAGAGGAAGAGGAGUUGCAGCUAGAGAAGCGUAACAAGAAGAGAAAGAUUAAGGGAUCUUCCCGCCUAUCUUUUGCUGAAGAUUUUGAGAAUGGCAGUGAUGAAGAUGAUGGAGAAAACAAGAGUUCUGGGACAGUGAACUUACGCUGCGGAAAACUUGGCAAGGACCCCUCAGUGGAAACUAAUUUCCUGCCUGACAGUGAGCGGGAGGCUGAAGAACAAGCUGAACGUGAAAGGCUUAAAAAGCAGUGGCUUCGUGAACAAGAGCAGAUUAAAAACGAGCCUCUUGAGAUUACUUACAGUUACUGGGAUGGGACUGGCCAUAGACGAGUUAUCCAGGUCCGCAAGGGUGACCCAAUUGGGAAUUUUCUACGGGCUGUUCAGCAGCAGCUUGCCCCUGACUUCCGGGAGAUUCGGACGGCAUCAGUUGAGAAUUUGUUAUAUGUGAAGGAAGAUCUUAUUAUCCCACAUCAACACAGUUUCUAUGAGCUGAUCAUUAACAAAGCUAGGGGGAAGAGUGGGCCGCUGUUUCACUUUGAUGUGCAUGAAGACGUGAGAACAAUAGCAGAUGCAACGAUAGAGAAAGACGAGUCGCAUGCGGGUAAAGUAGUGGAGAGGCAUUGGUACGAGAAGAACAAGCAUAUAUUCCCUGCUUCCAGAUGGGAGAUAUACGACCCGACAAAGAAAUGGGAACGGUACACUGUCCAUGGAGAUUGAUAUUGGAGCAGAAGAUGCUUUUGAUGGAUCGCUUUGUUGACAUGAUUGAUCAGAUUUGGUGUAAUAGUAGUGGAAUGUUCAUGGCAUUCAUUUUUUAAUAUUUAUUCUUCUUCCCUUAAUCAUGUACCAUUUAGUAGUACACUCGUUUUUUUUUCUUUUCUUUUUCUUAAAAUCAUAGAAAUUUUGUGAUUUUUCAUGUCAUAUGAAAAUUUGGUGUGAGAUCUUCUGAUUAUAUAAUGAGAACAUACAAAUUAA